AUGGCUGUAAGCAGUUGCCUCCGGCAAUCUUUUGGUUACGAUAGGAAACGCUUACGAUUUCUCUACUCCUCCACUGUUGAGCCCAUCUUCACAUACGGUUGCUCUGUCUGGGCUUCUGUUUUACGCACAAAGGCCGGUUCAAAGAAGAUCCGUUCGUUUCAGCGGUUGAUCUGCCGGAUGAUUACGCGCUCGUUCAAAACGGCCCCUACCGAAUCGCUCAUUAUCUUAUCCAAUAUGCUUCCACUUGAUCUCCGCAUACUGGAAAUAGCCACUUCUCGUCUGCUCUCUCAACCGGCUGGUGAGUUUGUCAAAUCAUCUAGCAAACUAAUCCUUAAGCGUCUACCCCAUGAACUUAUGCACAAAAAGAGUGAACGAGUCAGUACAUUUCUUUCUACUCAACACCCACCGUGGAGAAUUUGUCUCUACUCCUCUAGCCUCUCUUACGCGUCUGUCGAUCUUUUUCCAUGCGCGCUAAACACCCUCCGCUGCUAUAUUCGUGUGUUUCUGAACUCUGGCGCUGCUGGACUUUGCGUAGUCUUCACAAACUCCGCGGCUGUAAUCAGGAUACUUAAUCUGUCGCUACCCCCAAUCUCUUUCCGCAGUGGACUGAGCGUCGCUCUUGCUGAGGCCAUUGAGACUAUAAAGGAGCUGAGGCCUAAGUAUACCAGCAGUGAAAUUAUCUUAGUUGAGAGGCUCGUAAUGCUCAGUCCGGCCGCUACACUUUCUCAGACGGAGGUGAGCAACCUUGAUCUUCUGGCAAAACUCGGCAACUCUUGUCAUGUCUUCACUGCUGCCAAUCCAAACUCACCUGGUCUCGCCCUAGCUAGCUUCUGGGCCAAAUAUCCCGCUCCGUUUACAACUCGAUACGCCCCGGUCUCCCCGAAGGCUAUUCAGAAAGAGCUCUCGAAAUAUGUAUGGAAUAUGUGGAAUAAGGAGUGGGUGUCAUUGUCAACCAACUUGAGCGUAAAAGCCUUCUUCCCUGAUGUGUACUCCGCCAACAGGCUCCUCAAAGUAAAAACUAGUGCAAUCUCUACCCAGCUACUCACAGGCCACUGCCCCCUAAAUGCUCAUCAACAUCGGUUUGGCUUUACUUCAUCCGCCUCCUAUCGAUGCGGUGCUACUAUUGAGUCCAUUACUCACUUUCUUUUCUACUGCCCAAACUACUCUAGUCUCAGAGAGGAGCUGUAUGAGAAGCUCCUUGCCGUCAACCUUCCCUGGCCCCCUCCUCUCCAUAUCUUUCCAAAAUCAAAUCUGUCCUGGAAUGCACUGGUCAAAUAUGUGCUUAGCACUAAGCGUUUCUCUCUUAAAUAG
This is a messenger RNA of Daphnia magna, 1311 nucleotides long. RefSeq lists its product as uncharacterized. The record is from RefSeq and is a predicted model, not a curated record. NCBI's taxonomy places the organism in Eukaryota, Metazoa, Arthropoda, Branchiopoda, Diplostraca, Daphniidae.